Molecule: messenger RNA, 8975 nt
Organism: Nothobranchius furzeri (turquoise killifish)
Lineage: Eukaryota; Metazoa; Chordata; Actinopteri; Cyprinodontiformes; Nothobranchiidae
Gene: plxnb2b
Product: plexin b2b
Biological process (GO): regulation of cell migration; semaphorin-plexin signaling pathway involved in axon guidance
Cellular component (GO): plasma membrane; semaphorin receptor complex
Molecular function (GO): semaphorin receptor activity; protein binding
Source: RefSeq, a predicted model, not a curated record
CAACCGGAGACUCUUUUGUUGAGUUGACCGAGCUGGUCUCUCGUUUCUCGGUUUCCGAGCAGUUAAUUCCCAGUUUUCCCGACGGAAUAGUGCCUUUCUUCAACCUCCUCACGGGACGAGAGGUGAACUUGCGCACGAGCGCGAUUCUUCAACACACAUUAUAACAGAAGGAUACUUCAUUUUGUUCAAACUGUUUUUUUCUUCUUCUGGAAACUCCUCUCCGCUUCUUUUUCCUUUCAAGAGCCCAAGCCCUUAAUGAAGCUGGGGGUCAGCGGCAGUGUGCGGCUAAUUGGCCAAGUUCGCUCGGGGCUUUGGCUACCUGUGAUUGAAGUGUGCAGUGAGCACCCACUGUGUAGCCGCUGCUGCACCCACCUCUGUUCCACUCCAGCAGCCAAGACACUCACUGCACCCCCGUCUGCCUUUCCCUAUCUAGGCUGAAGUCCAGAGGCGACAGCUUUUUCUGUGGUCGCUCCCAAGCUCUGGAACAGCCUUCCCCUACAGAUUAGAGAUGGCAAGCUGGAUCUCCCUCCUCCUCUUCCUUUUGUACCAGUCAACAUCACAAGCCAAGGAGAAUGACAAUGUUCCCUUCCCAUACUUCCUCUCUGAGACCUCUAUUAACAAUGUGGUCCAAGACCCUCAGACAGGCCGCAUUUACCUGGGAGCGAUCAAUAUGAUCUUCCAGCUCAGGCCGUCCCUCCACCUGGAGGCUCGAGCUGAAACUGGUCCCAAAGAAGAUGCUCGUACGUGCACGCCUCCAGCAUCAGCCUGCCAGGACACCAAGCCCAUGCCCAACCUUAACAAGCUUCUGCUCAUCCACCCAUCCAACAGCUCCCUUAUAGUCUGUGGCAGCCGCUACCGAGGGAUCUGCUCCCUCCUGAACUUGUCCAACGUGGAGCAACAGCUUUAUUACAGCGAUAGUAAAGGAGAGAGGACUUACGUGACGAGCAUAGAGGAUAACGUGAAUGUUGUAGGGGUUAUGUCCACCUACAGAAAAGAUGCACGCACCUUUGAUGUGUUUCUUGUUGGGAAGGGCUACGGAAGCCUGGACAGUACAAAACUCAUCAGCACACGAAUCCUUCAGGACUACAACGAGUGGGUGGUGUUUGAGAGCAUCAUCGAGGCUUCGACGGUUCAGACGACGCCGUUCGUCCCCAAGUACCUGCACGACUUCCAGCAUGCCUUCAAAGACAGUGGUUUUGUUUAUUUCCUGUUUUCUAGAACCCUUGAUGGUACAGAUAACAAAAACCUGACCUAUGUGUCUCGUCUCUGUGAAGAUGACCAACAUUACUAUUCCCACACUGAGCUCCAGUUGAACUGCGGACAGAAAAACAAGUACAACAAAGUUAGGGCUGCUUUUGUGGCUUCGCCGGGAAAAGAACUGGCUCUGGCCAUGACCGAAGCGGGUACGUAUGGGAAGGUCAACUCCUGGAAUAAAGUCCUGUUCAUGGUGGCGAGCUCAGAUGACGACGAGAACAAAUCUGCUCUGUGCAUGUACCCGCUCAACUCCAUCAAUGAGAGGCUGGUGGAUAUCAUCAGUGCUUGUUACAGCGAUUCAGGGAAGAUUUCAGGAUUUCCUGCUGUGGACAUCCCUUACUCAUUCAAAACUGAUUUCUGUUCAUCAAAAAUUGCCAAGGACAUGUUGAAAAACUACAAAUGCGGGGCAGACUUCCUGCCCUCCCCACUGGCGAGCAAGCCGAGGUAUGCCCUAGAGGCAACGGAAGUAUGGAGCACAUCGAGCCUUCUCACUGCUGUGGCUGUUGCUGUGGAAAAUGAUCACACCAUUGCCUUCUUGGGCAACAACCAGGGAGAUGUCUUCAAGAUACACCUGACAUUAACACCACCACCCUAUAUGUACAGCAAAGCUCCUGGUGGAACCUUUGGGGAGAAGGUCAACAAGAACCUGUUCUUUGACCUUGGGCUCAGCCACCUCUACAUAACCACAGACAAAAAGAUCACCAAGGUGCCGGUGCAGACGUGCCUCCAAAAGAAAGACUGCCAAUCAUGCGUGGGACUGAGGGAUCCUUACUGUGGCUGGUGCGUCCUGGAGGGCAGGUGUACCAGGAGGUCGGAGUGCCGACGGGCAGAAGAGAAGAACGGCUGGCUGUGGAGCCCUGGGCAGCAGUGUGUCAAGAUUGUAUCUUUCUUUCCCCCGAACCUUUCCUGCAAAAAGACAGACAAGAUACGGAUCAACAUUCCCUCUCUUCCUGCUAUUGGGCCAUCUGACCGUCUUCAGUGCAACAUUGACUCUUUUCAGAGUGAAGGCACCAUGCUGGACUCCAGUCAGGUCUUCUGUGACCUGCCGCAGCCCUCGCUUAUUCCACACACACCUGAAGACCAAGACUUUGUGGCCGUUUCCAUCAGGAUUUUUGUCAACGAGACUGUGGAGCUGGCCACGCGGGAGUUCAAGUUCUACAAUUGUGCUGCCACUGUUAGGAAAUCUGAAAACACACCGUGCAUGUCGUGUGUGAGCAGUUCAUGGGGUUGUCAGUGGAAUACACUUGAUCACACCUGCAGCGACAAGGAUGACGCCGUGGUGGGUCCAAACAUCAUCGGACACCGUAAGGGAUCAGAGUGUCCCCAGUUUGAGAACCCAGAUCCUGUCCUCAUCCCUGUGGGCCACAAGACUCGAAUCAGUUUUGAAGGGAUCAAUUUGAACAACCACAGGGAUCACGUUUUCACCAUCGGCACAGAACUGAUGAAGAAUGUGGAGGAAGAGGUCAGAUCAGAAGACGGACCGUUCUACACUUUCAGCGGCUUCAAUUUUUCCUACGACAAGUCACCAGAGACCAAUGUUCUUUUCUACGUGAAGGACAAGGACACAGGCAAGAAGAUGGACAGCACAUUAAAUGUCACCCUGUACAACUGCUCCAUGGGGAGGGAGGACUGCAGCCUCUGCAAGUAUGCCGACUCAAAGUACAGGUGUGUGUGGUGCAGCAAGCAGAACUCGUGUGUGUACGAGAAGCUCUGCAGCGCUUUACAGGGGGGUCCCCAAAACACAGAGUGCCCCAACCCCACAAUCACUAACAUCAUCCCUCGCUUUGGCCCCACGCUGGGAGGCAUCUCCAUCACCAUCCGGGGCUCUAACCUCGGCAUUCAUAAGGAAGAUAUUAAAAACAUCACAGUUGUCGGGGAGCCCUGCACCCACAAGGAGGAAAAGUAUUCAGUCUCCACCAGUGUGGUGUGUGAGAUCAAAGCGAUUGACCCUAAAAAGACACCCUGGGGUCAGGUAGAGGUGGUAGUAAACGGAGGGAAGAGAGGAACCUCCUCCAUGUACUUCACCUACAGGGACCCCAUUCCUGUUGAAGUGACACCUACUAAAGGCCCUAAAGCAGGGGGCACACUCAUUACCAUCUCUGGAACAUUCCUGGAAACUGGCAGUAAGGAGGAUAUCCUUGUUAACGUCGGAGGCGUGGACUGUUCUGUGGAGCACUUUGGGGAAGAGAUUAUCUGCAGGACAGGCGAAUACCGAGCAGAAAAGGUGCCCUCCGACCUUCUUAAAGUCACUAUUCAGUAUGGAAAGAACACCGUGAAAACCAUCUCAAGUGCCUUCCAGUUCAUGGAAAAUCCGAUUGUGCUGGGCCAUGAGCCCAAAACGAGCUUUGCCUGUGGAGGGAGGAACAUUUUAAUCACUGGCUCUGGUUUCGACCUAAUCCAGACUGCUCUCAUGAAGGUCCAGGGAGACAACUCAUCGGCUGUUGAGUACUCCCAUGAGAGGAACGACACCAUCAUCCAUUUUCGGUCUCCGGCCAUAAACAGAUCCCUGAGCCAACCCUUCAGAACCUACAUCCAGCUGGACAACUGGAUAAAGGAGCUGAAGCCCUUCGACUAUCACCCCGACCCCAGCUUCGAUGAGCUGACGAAGACGGUCAUCACUGAGACCAGCAUCAUCAUCGUCACUGGUCGAGGAUUCUCCAGAGCUAUGACAGCCAGCGAGGCUCAAGCGUUUGUGGGUGACGUUCAGUGUCUCGUGAACACACUUCAGGAUGAAAAACUGUUCUUGGACCCACCCUCCACCACGCCGCGCGCUCGCUCCAGACGCCAGCGCCGAGACACCCGGCCAGAGCUCCUGGAUCUUGUGAUCAAAUUUGGGAAAGGAGAAUGGAUGGUGGGCUCGGUGCAGUACCAGAAGAAGGAUGAUUUGUCUUUCUACAUCAUCAUCCCGGCCGUUAUCGUGCCCAUGCUGCUCAUCAUCAUUAUUUCUAUCUACUGCUACAGGAGAAAGAGUCAACAGGCAGAAAGGGAGUAUGAGAAGGUGAAGCACCAGCUCGACAACCUGGAGGAAAGUGUUCGAGAGCGCUGCAAGAAAGAAUUCACAGACUUGAUGAUCGAGAUGGAGGACCACACCAACGACGUGAGCGAGGGACGAAUCCCAUUUCUGGACUACAAGACCUACACCGACAGGGUUUUCUUCCUGCCCUCUAAAGACGGUGCGAAUGACGUGAUGAUCACCGGGAAGCUGGACAUCCCAGAGGCUCGAAAGGCUAUGGUGACGCAGGCGCUCAACCAGUUCUCCAACCUUUUGAACUCCAAGACUUUCCUCAUCAAUUUUAUCCGCACCCUGGAGCGCAGUCAUGACUUCAAUGCCAGGGCCAAGGUGUACUUUGCCUCCCUGCUGACGGUGGCUCUGCACGGGAAGCUGGAAUACUACACAGACAUCAUGCGAACCCUGCUGCUGGAGCUGAUGGAGGAGUACGUCCAGAGCAAGAACCCCAAACUGAUGCUGCGCAGAUCUGAGACGGUUGUGGAAAGGAUGCUGUGUAACUGGAUGUCCAUCUGCCUUUACCAGUUCUUGAAGGACUCCGCAGGCGAGCCCUUGUACAAACUGUUUCGAGCCAUCAAGCACCAGAUUGAAAAGGGGCCCGUAGACGUGAGAGUGAAGAAAGCCAAGUACACCCUGAACGACACCGGCCUGUUGGGUGAUGAUGUGGAGUACUCCAUCCUGACCCUGCAGGUGCUGGUUCAGGGCGAGGGUCCAGAUGUGACUCCUGUCAAGGUGCUGAACUGUGACACCAUCUCACAGGUGAAGGAGAAGAUCAUCGAGCAAGUGUACAGAAACGUACCGUACUCCCAGAGGCCCAAGGUGGACAGUGUCACCCUGGAGUGGCGCCCCGGCUCAACAGGGCAGAUUUUAUCAGACCUGGACUUGACCUCCCAGAAAGAAGGCCGGUGGAGGCGCAUCAACACUCUAGCGCACUACAACGUGCGGGACAAUGCCACGUUAGUUUUGUCCCGAGUGGUUCACACGCAGCACAGCUACGACCAGAACCAUGAAAAUCACGAAGAGCGAAACGCUCUGUUGGAAGACGAUAAAGUGUUUCACUUAGUGAGGCCAGCAGAUGAAUUGGACGAGAUCAAAUCUAAACGAGGAAGUAUAAAGGACAAGUCCAUGACCAAAGCCAUUACAGAAAUCUACCUGACACGACUUCUUUCUGUAAAGGGAACGCUACAGCAGUUUGUGGAUGACUUUUUCCGCAGUGUGCUGUGCUCUGGGGCUGUGGUCCCAGCAGCAGUCAAAUAUUUCUUUGACUUUCUGGAUGAGCAAGCACUGAAACACUGUGUGGAUGAGGAGACCAUCCAUAUCUGGAAGACUAAUAGCCUGCCUCUGAGAUUCUGGGUGAACAUCCUCAAGAAUCCUCACUUCAUCUUCGAUGUCCACGUGUCCGAAGUGGUGGACGCUUCGCUGUCCGUCAUUGCCCAGACCUUCAUGGAUGCUUGCACCAAGAGCGAGCACAAACUCAGUCGGGACUCUCCAAGUAACAAAUUACUCUAUGCAAAGGAGAUCUCCACCUACAAGAAGAUGGUGGACGACUACUACAAGGGCGUCAGGCAGAUGGUCCCCGUCAGUGAUCAGGACAUGAACACUCAUUUGGCAGAAGUGUCACGGUCUCACACGGACAAACUUAACACACAAGUGGCCCUCCAUCAGCUUUACCAGUAUGCCAGCAAAUACUACGACGGGAUCAUCGCCUCCCUGGAUGAGGAUCCGGCGGCCCAGAGUAAACAGCUGACCCUGAGGCUGCAGCAGAUUGCAACUGCCCUGGAAAACAAAGUGACUGAUCUCUAACCCACUGAGGCAAAUGAGGGAAGAAGGAGGAAUGGAGGGAUUUCGCCAGUGACUACAGGGGCUUAUUUCUUAUUAUCUGUGCAUAAAUAAUGGAAAUAAGAGAUCUGAGAGGGGACUCAUUUAUGUGUGUACAUCGUGCGGCUCGGCCCUGAAGCAUCUUUCUGAUCUGUGAGUGGCAGGGACUAAUUAAACGCAUGUGGGGAGCAAAAAAUACAAAAAUAAACGAGGGGAAGGAAAAAGACGGGUUCCUCCGUCAUAGGUACGCCUUAAAUCUCACUUGCCAAAAUUUAAAUGUCUGAGCCCUCUCUCAUGCUUCACUGGGUGUUGCUCCCACAAUGCAGUGUGGCGGACCUUUCUGGGAGAAUUAAGCCCCCCUGUGGAGCACUGGUAUAACAGAUAAUCAGAUGUUGAAUUUCUCUCUGUGUGGAAAAGAGUUAUAUUAUAUAUUUUUUUUAUUGUGCAGUCUUUAUGCGGAAAGCUUUAUAAGGAAAAAAUAUCUUUUUAACUGGAUCACUUUGUGGUGCGAACAGUGUUUUUAUUAGCCUGUGUGUGUGUGUCUGUGUGCGUAUGUGUGUAUUUGCGUGAACAUGUGAAGAAAAAGCGUAUGUUACUAGAUUGAAGUGUGUGAUGGGAUGCUUUGUGGACUGUGUGGGAAUGGGCGUGCACACACAGGAUGCUUAUUUUCAGGCGUGAGGGCGAAGGGACGCCUGCUUUUCUGUCAUUUUGAAUUCCCCAAACUCAGACGAACCCGGGAGCCUGCGCUCGCCAUGAGCUUUACGUUGGAGAACAAAGGGCCCUCGCAGGGGACGCCGGUUAAUCUAGCGAUGUUCAGGCUCACGCGACUGACAGGUCGCCAGUGGUUUUAGAAACAUUUCAGUUGAAUUUUCUGCUUUUGACGCAGAUUCGCUUCGAGCUUGAUUGCCACUUGUGCUUGUGGAAAUCAAUAAUAGCACAGUCUGUCUCCCUUUAUUGUACAGUGCCAUGAAACAUUCCACUUAAAGCCGAAGCACAGAGGGACAUUUCAUUUUUGUAUGAAACAUUACAGUAAAUCACUGAUUUCUUUUUUCUAAACAUUUUUCUUUGCAAUAAAACUUUCUUUUCUUUGAAAAAGAAACCCUUUUUUCUUUCGUGGAGCCAUGUUACUCAUGUUAGCCCUGCAAUAAUAAUAACAGUAUCACACGAGAGCCACAGGAAACCGUUACAUAAUCUUUACAAAGUAUUUAUCGUAGCAAUUCAGCAAUAUGUUCAACAAAAAUCCAAAUUGAUUUAAGCAUUGUAUUUAUAGAUUUUAAAACUACGUUAUCUUUUUCACUAUUAUCACUGCAAUGUUGAAAAUAAUCGUCAUGACUUUUUGCCUCUAAAGCUAUAAAAUAGCCUAAUGCUGAUAUUAAUAAUCUGCCACAGAAUGCAGUUGGUACUGCAAUAGUAUGUUCUGAACAAACUAUACAAUUCCUUUCUAUUAUUUGUAUGAUUUUGGGGUGAUUGAGUGUACAUAAUAGCGAGGGUAAUUGAACCAUUGACAUGUCAGUGUCGGAGGGUGGACAGGGUUGGACUGAGACUUUGAUAUUCCUUAGGCCAUUAAACACCAUCCCUAAAUUGUAGGUCUUGCUGUUGACAGAUGAUUUAAUUGUCCUCUCUUGUAUCUGAUCAUGGAUGCGUGCGUGUGCUUGACACAGAGCAGCAAGCUCCAGAGACCCCAGAAUGUUAACGAUUCCUGCCUUGGCUAGAGUGACGUUUUGCACAGACCUCGAGCCUGCUCGUCUGCCGUCUCAGCAUGGCGCUCCGGCAUCCCGGCUAACAGCAUUUGGCACUGCCCACUCAGUGCGAUGCAGAGUGGCACUCUGUAUAAUGGAAUCAGCAGGGGAGGCUUUUGAUCUUAAUUGCAUGCCGACUGCAGACUCCAUCCUUGUCUCCUCUGUUGUUUACUGGUGACUCCUUUCUUACUGACAGAGUUGAUGCAAGAAGCUUCUUUCAGAGCCUUUCUUUAACCAAAAAUGUGCCUUACUGAAUAGGAUAAUACAUAUAAAUUGUGUCUAAAUUAUUCUGUUGGUAACCUAGGUGACUAUGAUGAUAAUAGUACUAUAGACACAGCAAUGUAUUUGGACUUGUGAUCUUAUGUGUGCUGUCUAAAAUGCUAGAUGCCCUGCUGCAGCCAGCUGCGUGCCAAUAGGCUGAAGACAUUUCAGUAUGAUUUUGUUUAUGGUCGCAGUUUUGAUGUGUGCAUUUCAUUUGGGUGUCUUUGGUGUGUGCUUACUAGGACUUUGAUGGCUAAAGCAAAAGGUCUAAAUGAAUAAAUGUAAAAGAGUGGCCAAUUGGAUGUGGAUUUCCCUUAGAAAUGUCUGAUAUUCCUAAAUUUGUCUGAAGACAAAAGGGCAUCCUGGUGUUCAAUUGAAUAUAGCGCAAAACUGUUGCGAUAGUGUUUUUCUUUUGCCCUGUGUUUCUAGGCUAUUCUACAGUGUGUACGAUAAACGACUAUCUAUACUCGACAAAUGACCUUUCUUACUGCUGUGCAGUUAUUUUUAUUUCCUGUUUCCUAAACCAUAUGAAUCUUUGUAAAACAAGUUGAAAUACUGUAUUCUAACUGUAUUACCCUAUGCAUUGGUUCCUGGAGAUAAAAAACAAAAGAGAAAAAAAACUGUUUGCUGUUGUCGAGAAUCCUCUCCCCCAUUCUGAAACUUGUGAAUGUGCUGUAAUGACAAAAGAAACUUGGGACACUCAUUUUGAAAACAGGUGCAGUAAUGGAAGCCACUGUUUUUCUCCCCAUCCAAGGCAGCUCGGAAGAUUUUCGAUCUCUCACCAGAUCUGGCUGUGCUGGAUGAGACUAAUUUUAUGAAAUGUGUGGACGGAGCAGUUACCCACCGGUUUCAUCAUACACUCCUCCGUGAAUAAACUCAGAGACAUAUAUACCCUU